Dicentrarchus labrax (European seabass) is the source of this 3522-nucleotide messenger RNA. RefSeq names its product solute carrier family 15 member 2 (gene slc15a2). The record is from RefSeq and is a predicted model, not a curated record. The transcript is spliced from 22 exons. Gene Ontology annotation, molecular function: dipeptide transmembrane transporter activity. Gene Ontology annotation, cellular component: membrane. Bases 274 to 2385 code for a protein of 703 amino acids. Gene Ontology annotation, biological process: oligopeptide transport; transmembrane transport. NCBI's taxonomy places the organism in Eukaryota, Metazoa, Chordata, Actinopteri, Moronidae.
AUACACUCAUCCGGAUGAUAUUUUAGUCUGUCUUGGACACCAGGAGUGAAGCCUGCGGGGGCCCGCUGUUGUUCCUGGAGUAACAAGUCCCAGUUUCUGUGGUGGAACAUUAACUUGAAGUCGGCGUAAAGAGCAUAAAUGAUCGAGGUUUUACAUUCGUGCCCACAGAAAGAGAGAGAGAGAGAGAGAGAGCACAGUGGGACGGACUUGGAUGUCAGUAAGGAGAUCCCGCUCCCGCAGUAAAGAUCCAAAGCCUCCAGAAAGUAAAGCAAUAUGACUAAGAAACUAUGUGGGACCAAUUACCCAACCAGCAUCUGCUUCAUAGUGGUGAAUGAGUUCUGUGAACGCUUCUCCUACUAUGGCAUGAAAGCGGUGCUGACACUCUACUUCCUCACGUACCUACACUGGGACAAGGACCUUUCCACCGCUGUCUACCAUGCCUUCAGCAGCCUCUGCUACUUCACACCCAUACUGGGAGCUCUCAUUGCUGACUCCUGGCUCGGAAAAUUCAAGACCAUCGUCUACCUGUCCAUCGUCUAUGUGAUCGGCCAUGUGGUCAAGUCGGUGGGUGCCAUUCCCACUGUGGGGAACCCUGAUGUGCACAUCGCUUUGUCCAUGGUAGGGCUGAUACUCAUAGCCUUCGGCACCGGAGGAAUCAAACCCUGUGUGGCAGCGUUUGGAGGAGACCAGUUUGACGAGGAGAAUGUCAGCGAGAGGCAGAAAUUCUUCUCCAUUUUCUACAUGUCAAUUAACGCUGGGAGCCUCCUGUCGACUGUGAUUACACCCAUACUGAGAGGUGAUGUGCAGUGUUUCGGUGGUGACUGCUACGCUCUGGCCUUCGGGGUUCCUGCAGCUCUGAUGGUCGUGGCUUUAGUUGUGUUCAUUGCCGGCAGCAGCCUGUACAAGAGGAAUCCUCCCCAGGGAAACAUCCUGUUGGAAGUCUGCAAUUGCAUUGGGUUUGCCAUCAAAAACCGCUGGCAGAGACGGAGAUAUGAGCCUCAGAGAAAGCACUGGUUGGACUGGGCUGAGGAGAAGUACUCGAAGCGUCUGAUCCAGGAGAUAAAGAUGGUGCUCCGGGUUUUGGUGCUCUACAUCCCGCUGCCAAUGUUCUGGGCUCUGUUUGAUCAGCAGGGUUCCCGCUGGACACUUCAAGCCACGAGGAUGAACAUGGCUUUUGGAGAUUCCUUCACUAUUAAGCCGGACCAAAUGCAGAUGUUGAAUGCGCUGAUGAUUCUUCUCUUCGUGCCCAUCUUUGACCUCAUCAUAUAUCCGCUCGUUGGCCUUUGCAGAAUCAACAUCACGCCUCUCAGGAAAAUGGCCGCAGGGAUGGUUUUUGCAGCGCUGGCCUUCGGAGCAGCCACACUGGUGGAAGUGAACGUUGUGAAAACAGUGGUGGAUCCUGCACCUGCUGGGAACUGUCUCCUGCAGGUCUUUAACCUGGCAGGAGGGGACGUCAGUCUGCAGAUCCCCGGCAGCAACCCAUUUCCAGAACCGAUCAAAUACCUUCAGGACCCUCCGAAAUAUGAGAUGCUUCCACUGAAGGCGCCCAGCAAGAUGCUGAAGAUUGAAGUCACUUUGAAUGGAGCAACCUCAGAGUGUCAACACAUAUUUAACCAACAGAAUUCCUACAGUCUCAUCGUAUUCUCCGAAACUACUGGAGUCCAGUGCAAACUUGUGGGUGACUACAUAAAGAAAAAUGAAGAUGGAAAUCCUCUUCUGAGGUUCCUCAACACACUGCCAGAAGCAAUAAACCUGACUGUGGGAGAUGUGACUUUCCACGUGCCCUCUGGUGACAUGUCUCCUAACAAGACUGUGGAACGGCGAGAAUAUGCAGAAGUCAGCUGCAGCCUAGAGUCAAAAGAGUGCUCCAAUGUUAACCUUGGACUGCUGGACUUCGGAGGCUCCUACACUGUCAUACUCAUGGAGGAAUUCGGUAAAGUUGGGGCUCGCAAGAUGGAGGAUGUGAAAGCCAACAACGUGCACAUCGCCUGGCAGAUCCCCCAGUACGUCCUCAUAACAACUGGAGAGGUCAUGUUCUCCAUCACAGGCCUGGAGUUCUCCUACUCACAGGCUCCAGCCAACAUGAAGUCUGUCCUGCAGGCCGGCUGGCUGCUCACUGUUGCGUUUGGGAAUGUGAUAGUGCUGAUUGUGGCAGAGGGGGCGGGACUGGAACAGUGGAAGGAGUUCCUUCUGUUCGCCGGCCUGCUGUUAGGCGUCUUCAUCAUCUUCUCCAUCAUGGCCUACUUCUACACCUACGUUGACCCCGAUGAGCUGGACAAGAUUUAUGCGGGGGAUGCAGGGAAGGAGGAAGACGACCAUGACGACACGAAAAAGAAAACUAAGGACAUACAACUGAACAAAACAGGGAAGAGCACCAGACUGUAACCGUGUUAGAUUGCGUAAACCAUCUUCUUUGCUGUAGCUGAUUUGAGUGUUGGAUGAGUAAUGAGAAGGUACUGUGUUUUAUUUCAGUUUUCAGAUCUGUUUUUUUGCGAUAAUGAAACACUAAGAUGGGAUCAUUGGACAUUUCUUGUGGUUAGAAGUCCAGUGUUUGUUUGUCACAUCCUUUUAAUAUAGUCUGUCAAACCUUUAAAACUCCAUUCACUGAAAGCUUUUUUAAACCGGAGAACAGUAAAGUUUUUUCUGAAUGAGACUGAAUACAUGAAACAGUAUUUAAAAGAGGCUAAAUAAUGUGAUUUCCCUCAGUAUGAUCAAUAUUAUUACAAAUGAAUGUUAAAUAUCAUAUGCUGUAUAUAUUUGUUUCGUAUUAUGUCAAAAUGUUAUAUUUUCUAUGAUAAUCUUAGUGUAUACUGCCUUUGACAAAACACGCUGGAGAAAUGGUUCAGUUUACAUUGUGUGCUUAUAAUAAUGAUAUUAAAAGGACUAAAGGUACUCGUGGUUUUGCAUGUUAUAGAUCAUUCAUUCAAAAACAAUUACCAUUACCAUUACCCAUUUAUCAAAACAUUUAAAAAAGUCAUCCAAAAGAUUACUGAUUGGUAGGGCAGUUUUAAGCAGGGAUUGUUUUAAAAACUGUGCUUGUUGAUCUGAUAUCUGAGUUUAAGGAGCUCAUCAGCAAUCCUUCUGUGCAAACAACCACAUUCAUAUUCGUUUGAGAAUGUUUUCUUACCGUCUGUCUUCUGGGUUUGAUUUUCUGAAAGCUCGUCACUGCCGAAUGUCAGACGUGACGCAUCCUUGCACAUCAAAUACUCAAAGAAAUGCAUAGCUAUUUGCAUUACCACACAACAACAGUCAAAGUCAGGGGAAGGUUCACUGUCUCUUUCAGACGAGUUUAAAGGCUCUGCACAUUAAAGUGAGUUACUGCAUAGCAGGAGGAAAAUUAAUAACGUAUAUGUGAUCUGUAGUUGUGCUAAAACAUGCAAAACCAACAGUAUGGUCCUUUCAAGUUAUACAAUAUAUUCUUAUUCAGGGAAAGUGUAAAUAAUGCAGCUGCCUAUAAAGUUCUGUAAAUAGACAGUUGUGCUUAUUUUUGUGCUUUUUAAAUUAAAAAGAAUAUUAAAUGUU